This is a messenger RNA of Diaporthe citri, 1122 nucleotides long. RefSeq lists its product as uncharacterized. Bases 1 to 1122 code for a protein of 373 amino acids. The transcript is spliced from 2 exons. Lineage: Eukaryota; Fungi; Ascomycota; Sordariomycetes; Diaporthales; Diaporthaceae. The record is from RefSeq and is a predicted model, not a curated record. Gene Ontology annotation, molecular function: oxidoreductase activity, acting on NAD(P)H.
AUGCCUUCAAUCGAUGCAGCAUCCCCAUUGCCUCUGCGACAGACGGCCGUGGUGGCCCAGGGCGCUGGGAAACUGGCCAUUCAACACGACGUUCCAAUCCCAGUGCUCGCACCCGACAUGGCUAUCGUUAAAACGGCAGCAGUAGCCAUCAACCCCGUGGAUGCCAAGAUUCUCGACUUCAGUCCAGCUCCGGGUGCCAUUGACGGCUACGAUUUCGCCGGCACCAUUGUAGCUCUCGGAGAGGAGGUGACGGCCUCGGGCCGGUUCGCGGUCGGGGAUCGCGUGGCGGGUAUGGUAUUUGGGAUGAACAAGCUGAAGCCAGACAUCGGCGCGUUUGCCCAGUACGUUGGGGCGUGUGCGGAUAUUCUGCUGAAGAUUCCGAAGGACAUGUCGUUUGAGGAGGCGUCUGGCCUCGGACUCGGCGUGGCCACGGCUGCCAUGGCUCUCUUCAAGGAACUGCAGGUGCCCGCCUCGCUUGAAGAUCUUCGGGAGGGCCUACAGGUGGAAAAGGAGCUCAAGAGCGAUGAUUUCGUGCUGGUGGCGGGCGGCAGCACGGCCACAGGUACACGAGCCAUCCAGCUGUUGAAACUUGCGGGUCUGCGUCCAAUUGCGACAUGUUCGCCGGCAAACUUCGAACUAGCCACCCGCUUCGGUGCCGAGAUGAUUUUUGACUACCGCAGCCCCACGUGUGCAGAGAACAUCCGCGCCUAUACGGGCAAUCAGCUCGAGUAUGCCCUGGACUGUGUGACACAGGCCGACACGACCCAGAUGUGCUACGCAUCUCUCGGCCGUGCGGGAGGCCGCUACGUCGCCCUCGAGCCGUUCCGCGACUCCAUAGCCCAGUCCCGAAGCGCGACGGUAGAGGCAUCUUGGCUCAUGGUGUUGACCAUCUUUGGAGGCCAGGUGGCCCUGGAUGGCGACUACUACCGAGAUACCAGUCCCGAGGACCGCAAAGUUGGUGCUGAACUAUUUGCUGUGGUGCAGGGCCUGUUGGAUCGCGGUCUCAUCGACCCACAUCCGGUGAAGGUCAUGCCUGGGGGCUGGCAUGGCGUUGUUGAGGCGGUGGAUACAAUCCGCAAGCAACCUCAGUCGGGCCAUAAGCUAGUAUGUCCGGUUUCAUAG